AUGACUCAAACGAUAUUAUGCAUGGAAAAGAUAGGAAGAUCUUGGAAUGUAAUGCAGGCUGUUAAUUAGCGGUUCGGCAGCAUAAGCUUUAAACGUGUACGGGAGUCGAUGACAGUUCUAAAUGAGGAAAUAUCGGAUAGAGAAGAAUCCUUCUUGACUUUGAAAAGGAUCCCGAAAGCUCAUGGAUGUGCAAUCAUCGGUGUAUCGUACAUACGUGAUCCUUAUUCGCAGGAAGACUAUUUAAUAACAUGCGCACAAGAUUCUCUCAAAAUAUGGCUCGUGGAUAAAAAUGACCCAGGAUUAUUAACGGAAAAACAGGAAAUCAAAGGAUGGAGAAGUGGAGCGCAGGAUUUCGAUGUAACAGCCGAUGGAGCACUAAUAGCAGUUGUUGGUAUCGAUUCUUUGAUGCAUAUGUUCCAUUUAUCAUUAUCUGACUUCACAUAUAGCGCCGAUAUUUUCAACAUGGGAUUCAUGGAACAGUGGUACGUGAGAAUAUCACCUUGCCGAACUCGUUACCUUACAGUAAGUUUUUCUGGAUUUCUGUCGCGGCUGUCUUUAAAAGGUACUGCUGAUGAUAACCUCAGCUUUCCAGGAGCACGACAGGUCUCUUCGUUAUCAUAUAGUCCAGACAACAAAAUGAUUGCCGUAGCUAACAAUGAAGGAAUUGUCACAAUACUCAGUGCGCCAAAACUUGAAAUUCGAUUUUUCUUUGAAGCACAUGCAAUAAAAGUGAGGGCAACAUGUUUUUCUCCGUCAUCAGACAGCUUGUUGACUGGCUCAGACGAUAAGAUCGUCAAACUUUAUAUAAUCCGCAUAGACAAGGCACAAUUGGUUAAAAGUUUUUGCGGUCAUCGAAGUUGCAUUACGGCGAUUAGAUAUAACUCUCGAGAUCCGCAAGUGUUUGCAAGUUCAUCGAAUGAUGGUUGUGUAAUUCUAUGGAGUACUACACAAGACUGUGCACUUCACGUUUUUCAAGGAGUUCAUGAAGGAGUGGUGAAAGGUCUUUCAUUUUCGGCAGACGGAAUGUAUAUAGCUAGCGUUGGUGAAGAUCGUGCAGUUUGUAUACACCGUUUAGGUAAUCACAAAUCUUUAAUAGAACUCGCCGAAAACAACUGGCCAACCACUCAGGAACUUCAAAGUGAUGAAAGCCAACAAAUAGAUUACAAUUCAACGAUUGCAAGCGGAAAUUCCAUGCUACCAACUUCAGAAAAUAGGAAAAAUGGUGAGGAAGAAGAUGAACUUCUAGUGCGAGCAAGGAGAGAUCUAGAAGGAAUAAGUGACGAAGCAUCACCUGAAUGA
Molecule: messenger RNA, 1299 nt
Organism: Cercopithifilaria johnstoni
Lineage: Eukaryota; Metazoa; Nematoda; Chromadorea; Rhabditida; Onchocercidae
Source: the annotation of a GenBank genome assembly